Eucalyptus grandis is the source of this 1589-nucleotide messenger RNA. Its product is annotated as dof zinc finger protein DOF4.6. The transcript has 2 exons. Gene Ontology annotation, molecular function: DNA-binding transcription factor activity; DNA binding. Lineage: Eukaryota; Viridiplantae; Streptophyta; Magnoliopsida; Myrtales; Myrtaceae. Gene Ontology annotation, biological process: regulation of DNA-templated transcription. The coding region runs from base 324 to 1169 and encodes 281 amino acids. The record is from RefSeq and is a predicted model, not a curated record.
UCUCUCUCUCUCUCUCUCUUCCCCCAAUACAAUCAUUUUCGGCUCAAGAUUUUCUCUGCUCGAGUUGGUAGUUGGGGGCUUUGUGGAUAAAAACUUUUUCCUCUCUUUGUUCGAUUGCUUUGUUCCUUCCCCCUUCGACUUCAAAUCAUAAAGAAAAAAGAGAGGGGGAGGAAAGAAAAAAAGUUACCUUUUCUCCCCCACGAGAUGAUGUUCAGCAAGCAAAGCCCUCCACUAAAUACGCUUGAAUAUAUGUUGCUGUCGUUUUGGAGAUCUUUCUCGAGUCCUUGAAAGGAUUCCUUGGGGUGAUUAAUAAUAACCCCCCAAUGGAAAUAGCAUCAUCACCGAGGCCCGUGUCCGUGAGCUUGCAAGAGAUCAAGCCUACAUGUGGAACCACAACAACGAGCAGGCCGCAUAAGGAUCAAGCCCUGAACUGCCCCAGGUGCAGUUCAAGCAACACCAAGUUCUGCUACUACAACAACUACAGCCUCUCUCAGCCCAGAUAUUUCUGCAAGACCUGUCGGAGGUACUGGACUGAGGGUGGGUCCCUCAGGAAUGUCCCUGUGGGUGGCGGCUCCAGGAAGAACAAGAGACCCUCUUCGUCAUUUUCUUCUUCGCCAUCAUCGAAGAUCAUCAAGCUUCCUGAUCUGGUGGUGGGCCCGUCAAGUCUUCCUCAAAACCCUAAGACCCAUGAAGCCCAACGAGACCUAAACUUAACAUACCCACCUGAUACUACUCCUACUACUGAUCAACAAAAUCCCAAGAGUAGCAGUGGAAUUAUUGCUUCUUCUUCAAUGGGAUUGAGCUUAAGCUCCUUCAUGCCGCACAUGCCUGUAGCAUCUGACUCAAGCUCCAACUUUUAUGCGGCCGGUGGCUUGAAUUUCCAGCAUCUCCUUGGUCUCAAACCGACGACAUCCUCAUUCGGUAGUUUUUCUGGACAUGGGUUUGAGAGUGGUGGCUUUCUUGGGAGCCUCCAAGGGUUGCAAGAGAGCGGCAAUGGUGACGACAGUAAUGAUGGUGCGAAGCUGUUUUUUCCCGUGGAGGAUGGUUUGAAGCAUCAAGUGACCAGUACUCCUCGUGUUGAUGGUCAGUUUGGUCUUCAAAGUAGAGGACAAGGAGAUCAUUCAAAUGGGUAUUGGAAUGGAGUGCUGGGCACUGGAGGAUCAUGGUGAUUGAUUGAGAAAGAUUGGUAUUCGAUCAUCAUCACACGCUUCAAGGGUUUUGAUUUUUUUUUCUUUAACCUUUUAUUUCUUCUCUUCUUGGGAUUGGAUCGACUUGGUUGGGCUGGGGCGUUUGAUGGGAACUAACAAUCAGGGUUACAUGGGAUUUUCAACCCUUUUCCUUUCUUUCUUUUUGCCUAUUAUUUUCUCCCUCCCCUUUGUCUUUGAAGCUCAUUUUGGGGUUGGCUUCGGAAGCUAGUCUGGGAAUACUGUAUUAGGUGUUCUCAAGCGUGGAAUAGAGAGUUAGAGAUUUAAAGCUUAAACGAAGUCAGAUGGGUCUCGUCUACUCAGUUUGUACAGUUUCAAGAUGUCUGAAUGGUUGAUUGCUAAUUAUCUGUACGAGCAUGUUCACUGUUGUUUGUGUUCUUUUUA